AGUACAAGCGCUGACCCCUUGUCAGAUGCGUUUCUCGUAUUGGAAUUCGAACUUGAGCUUGACAAAAAGAGAUCACAAAAAUUAUGUCAUAGAUCGUUUUCGUCAACCGGAGAUGUGGAUCCCGUCGUAGUGUCAGCUCUAUCUUCCGUCGACAGAUGUGACGACGGAUCGUCAAGAAGCUAAAGGCACAAGGGCUACCACCCGGUCUUGUCCGAUGCAUCUCGAUAUCUGCCUACUCGGAUGUAGUUGCAGCCGGCGUGCCGUACUACAUUGGCGAGAACUACUUCUACACUCAAAACUAGCCGCGUAACCACCUUCGCCCCGAGGAAGGAGAAGUGAAGAAGCCCCCCGUCGUCCACAUUUUCAUCUGGGCUCCUUUGAUCAAAAUGCUGAAGCACGCUUACGACUACAGCGAGUAUCGGGUCCUGCUUCUCUCUUGCGGCGGAGAGGUGCUGUCGGGACCCGAGUACAUUAUUACCGGUUUAGAGGACCUGCUCGCGGAGCGCCUAGCGGAAGGCGAUGAAAGCUUCAUGGUGGGGGAACACCUCCUCCACGCGCACAUUGUGCCAAGCCUGCAGGACAAGUAUCUUGUUUUCAUCUCUCGGAUACAAUUUUUCAUGUACGUCAGUUUAUUUUUCUCUGGUUUGUAGUUGCACCAUCAUCAGAUAGAGAGAACCACAAACGAAGCCAUACACCGAAGUACAACUUCGGCCAGAGUUUUUUUUUUUUCAGGUUCCCUGCAGCACGAAAGAAUCUACUUUCGAAAUCUGAAUCUGUAGGUACAAGGUCCCCCCGCUGUCUCUUGCGUCGGCGUCGCUGUUUUCGAAGAAAGCGACUGGGUCGGCUACGAUGGAGGAGGAGCUCCGCCGCACGGGGAGUUCGUACGAGGAGAAGCAGAAAACGCUGAUUCGCGAUAUGACCUGGUCAAACGUUACAAUCUCAAACGUUACAAUAGAAUCUGAGAUUUGUCUUGCAUUUAGACAAGGAAAAUCGCCGCAGUACAUGAAAAAUCGACCACCCCCCUACCGCGGGGUGGCGGAGCAAGAGGCUGGCUUAUGUAGACCUCAUCGGGGCCGCGGCUUUGUUCGCUGGACUCCGCGCCAGGACGAGCGCCGCCUACUUUGGCGCCAGUUCUCAGUCACUGCGCCGAGAACUAUCGCGAUACCAUUUCUCGCAUGUUGCGGGCAGGUCAUUCCGCACCCAGAUAGCGGGGGCCGCCUCUUGGAAAGACGCACCGCAGGGAGCAUUCACAGGCCCCCCUUUUGCCGAAAAAAAAGCACCCCCAAGAAGCACCCCCCUUGGAUUCCCUUUCCCCGACCUAAAAUGGCUGAUUUCCGGAGCCAAAAAAGGACCCCCCUUAAGCACCCCCCUGGAGGGGGCCCCCUGAACGCCGCCUGGGGCCCCGGUCGUUGUUUGGUCGGCCUAGUUUGGGAACGGGCUCCCGACUUCGCUGCGGCCGAGGCGAAGCAAUUCCGCGGCAGGUACGCGCGCGGCCUUUCCACUCGGGAACACGUCGCGCCUGCGCCACGCACCUAGGUCUGCAAGAAUUGGGCGAGCUGCUACGAGCUGAAACCCAGACAAAUGAUCUCGUCGCCCCACCACGCCGGCGAAUGGGGGUGGUCGAUUUUUCAUGUACUGCGGCGAUUUUCCUUGUCUAAUGCAUGAUCAACAUGAUAGACUCGGACAGCAUUCCACUUUUUGCAAUACAAAUUUCGGCAGAUUGUAGUGCGGAUUGGGACUCCAGAACUUGUCAUGCGUAAUCCUGUGGGAGUAGGGUAGAUCAUGCACUUCUUGCAACACAAAUUCCAGAGUCUAUUGUAACGUUUGAGAUAGUAACACCUGAGCAGGUUAUACGCGAAGACGACGUGAUGCGGAGCAUCGGGGAAGAUUCCAGCACCUCGCGCAUGACCGACCCCAGCACCGCGUCCGUAUCAAAUGUAAAAAUGUCUGGGUCUGGAAGAAUUCAACUUGUGAUGCUAAGUUUGGACUCCAAAAAAAUAUGUAUUGCAUGAGCAGCAAACGGAGUGUAAUUUUUGCUACGCGGAGAGGGCAUUUGUCAUGCGGAAUAGGCAUCGCGAGGCCCUCAAAAAAUAUGUGAUGCUAGGGCAUGCAUCACAGACAUCAUGGCCCAGGCAAAACAUGCAUGACAAGUCUCAGAAUCUUCCAGACCCAGACAUUUUUACAUUUGAUAGUCCCGGCUCCUGCACAAGAGCCAGCGGUUCAACAAUAAGGACGACCAGUUCGCCGUGUCGCAGAACGAGGACCGGCGCAACGAGUUUCUCCGCCGGCGGCAGCAGCUGAUUACCGAAAUGUGGAACCUGGAUCCGGUGGACGGGGAGGCCCAGGACCUUCACACGGAGCAGAAGGAGCGCAAGGCCCGAGAGGAAAAGUUGCGCCAAAAGGAGGAGGAGCAGGCUCGCCUGGCGGCGAGGCGACGACCCGGCGCCGGCGGUGGCCAAAGUGCAGCUGCGGAAGCCAUGGCCGAGAGCGCGGCGCAACGCGGCGGCGGGGGCACUGCCGGCGCGGUGUUAGGGCCACAGGGCGCUGACGAACUGGAGGCGAAGAGGAAAACAACCGCUAGUCCCGGGGCCAAACAGGCGAAACCGAAGAGCCGGCCGGGCUCACCAGGACAAAAUGGUGCCGAAGACAACGUCGAGAAAAAGACCAGCCCCAGCCAGUCUCAAAAACGACCUAAAACAAGGUCUCCCGGUAGUUCCUCGCCAAAAGCGAAGUUCGCGGUGAACGAUGGUACCCAACCUGACGACGACGACGUAAUGGAGCUGCACCGAACAACUUCCAGAGAUGAGGAAGCCCCUGUGGAGCAGGACGACGAGCUGCACCAGAAAACGGAGAGUGAACUGCUGGACGAGGCGGACAGUGUCUGGGACGAAGAGCCCCUGCCCGGCAAAGGCGCCAACUACUACGAGUCCAACGAGUUCCUGAACCGGCCCACCCGGUGGCGCAAGUACUGCCGCGAAACCUACCUCGACCAGGUCCACCGGGGGGUGCAGAUCAUGGAGGAGUUCUUUCUCGGGCGCCGGGUGCCGCCCGACCACAUCUACAAGUACGACUUUUCGCAGGUGUCUGACGAGCACCCGCAGGACAUUUUGGAGGCUUUUCUGCAGAUGGAGGGGAAAAAGUUUGUCUACUACGUCGGCCACACCUCCCUGGACGGCGGCUGGUUCUUCACGUGGCGCAACUCGGUGGGGAUGCCCGACAACUGGAUUCUGCGGCCCAGCGACUUUGAGUUCGGGCCGCCGGACCGGUGCGGGACGCCCUUUGUGAUCGUGGACGGCAGCUACACUUCGUGCUGGAUGGUAUGGAUUGCAAAAGUGUCUGGGUCUGGAAAAUUGCUACACUUGUCAUGCACGUCUGACAUGGCCCAAGAAUCUGUGAUGCAUGGGCACGAAGCUGUCUUCUUACCUGUCAUGCAAAAACGCAGUUUGCCAUGCGGAACACGCAACACAUAGGAUCCCAAAAAUUUGUCAUGCUUGGCGCCGUAUUGCAGUGGAACUCUCAGUCUCAUUCACUUUUAGCAUUACAAGUUUCCAGACCCAGACAGCACAUUUGCAUUUGAUAGAUGGAGCCCUCGUGCAAGUUCAUCACCCUGGCGUGCUUGGACGGCGCGGCCAACGGCGGGGGCCGCCGCGGGCCGCUGCUGACGAGAGCCAUGACCGGCAUCGACGUGCAGGAGAUGCUGCGUCCCAUGGCCGAAGCGCCCCCGGCCAAGGAGAAGAAGGACAUGUUCGCGCUCAAGUUCGCGUCCGACGACUCCGACGGCAGUCUGUCCAUGGUCCGCGAGUCGGUGCACGAGAAGGGCUAUUGUGUGGAAAAAUCUUCCCCCAUCUCCAUUUACUCAAAAGGAAAAUUUUUUGUGGCGCAGAUUGCUGGUCACAAACUAACUUUUUCUAUCCUGCAAGAAGGCAAGUGCAGAGGAGAGCGCCGCAUUUUGGAGUUUAAAUAACUCCUCACGUUGCUAGGCCUACAGGUCACCAGGCUUUUCUUCUUGUCAUGAUGCUAACCAACUACUAGACCCUGCUUACGCUCCCGAAGAGCCUGCAGUUCCUACUUACAGCAAGACAGCCCGUGCUUGUCACAGCGCGAGAAGUCCACCAGCGUGAGCAGUUGUGUUCUGGAUAAUAUGGAUGAGCGAAGGGGAUGAUUUUUCAUUUUUAUAAGCACCCCGCGCACUUCUGGCACGAGUACAACCGCAAGUACGGUGAUGCGUUCCGCGAAUCCGACACCUACCUGCCCGCCCCCGCGGGGACGAAAAUCCGCAUCGACGACAAUUACGAGGACUCCGUGGUGAUCCGGCUCCCGCUGUACAUUGUGCUCUACAACCGGCCCACGAUGGACGCGGUGUGGUCCCUGCGCGCGGUGCUGGAGGUGGCCAACCACACCGAGCUGAUGAAAGUGCGGGUUUUUGGUAUUCUGCCCCUGAUCCUGCUCAUCAUCGCGGGGGAGUCCACGAAGAUCUCCAAAACCGACAUCAACACCUUCGGGGGCUUGGCCACCGUGAAGGCUGGGCUGGGCGCGAACCUGAAGGAGGCGGAAGAGGACCAGAACCUGAUCGACGCGCUGGAAGGGGGCGGCAUGUCCGAGGACGCCGUCGCGGCGCUGGAGAAAAGCAAACAGGUGGUGGCCGCGGGGAAGACCAGCAAGCUGGGGAAGAAGCGCCAGCAGCUCGAAAAGGAAGAAGGCGAGCGGCAGAGUUUUGCGAAGGGCGACAAGACCUGGAUGUUCAAGACGGAGCAGGACGCGAGUUACAAGGCGCAGAAGGAGGUUUUGCCGCAAGUUGCGGAGGAGGAGGAAGCUAUGUUCGGGGAGGAAGACGACGGGGCACUGGACCCCGAGUUGGCAAAGCAGCUCUCCGGUGCCGACAACACGCCCACACGGAGACACCAUUCGCCCACGAAGAGCGCAGCCCUCGCGAACUACGCGAGUAGCGGCUCGGGCGGGAAGAUGAAGAGCCACAAGUUGACCGACAGUGCGGAGCAGGCCUUCAUGCGGCAGGAGGCCGUGCUGGUGCUCGGGCUGAUAGCGCCCGUGCUGCGGUUGGACGAGCUCGAGAAGCAAGCACUCCCGGUGCUCACGCAGUACACCAGCGACACCAACAACCGCUGCGGCUGGAAGGUCCUGGCCAAGCUCGGCCAGUCUUUUCGGAAUAACCAGAAGCUCGGGCUCGACGCCCGGGGGGCGGAGGAGCAACCGCGGCUGAUGAAAAUACGGACGCGCAUCUCCGCGAAAACGUGGCGGGAUCAGCUAGAAGAAUUGUACACAGACAAGACGGAAGCGGUUGGGCAGUGCGGUCCGAACUUGGUGGCGGUGGAUCCGGAACAACUGGUUCAGGACUGCCAGCGCAGCCUGUCCGCUUUGGUCCAGCUCAACGCCGGCCUCCCGAGGUGGUGCCGCAUGGAAAAUCUUGACGAGGCAAGGUAAAAUUCAAAUUCAUCUUUCAGACGAUGAAAAUCAUGUAUACAACUUUAUUUUUUGCAACUCCUGAAAAUAAAUUCCAGUCCCACGACAUGGAUAGUAAUUCUUGAACGCAUGCAUUUGAUUUCGAAUUUUUUUGCGAGGACCUCCAAAUGAGCAUGAGCAAAUGUAAUUGAUAUAAUUUCAAGUGCAUCUUUUCAGAUUGGGUUGCCGACUCCUCGCGGAGGGACCCGUGGUGAAUCCCAAGCUGUGCUUCAAAACGUGCAUGAGCUACCCCUUCGACCCCGACGUGCUCCGCUGGGGUUUGCUCGCGCUCAGCCGGGGGGGCUUUCACCUCCUCGACCCAGAGACUGCGUACGUACCCGUGGUGAACGCCUUGACUUUGAAGGCGAACAACCUGCAGCACACGUUCGCGUCCGCCAGCGUGUGCUUCGAGCGUUUUCUCGCCAACGGCCUCUGGGGUGCCUGCAAUAUCUGGGACACGUGCCGCAUGUUUAUCCGCAUCAUCUGUGAGCGCGGGUGUGCCGACCAGGUGUGCAAGGGUCUGCUGGCAGCCUGCACGAGCCUGCACAAGAGGUUUUUGCAGGACGGGGAGGCGCCGCUCAGUUUUACCUGGAGACCGCUCACCGAGUUUUUGUUGAACACGAAGCGGCAACUGAAGAUACACCAGAAGACGCUGGACACGUUGAUUACCACGCUGGCGGUUAUCGUGGAAUACGAGCGCAUAUGAACUGCAAAAGUAUCGUACUAGUAUAAAUCGCAUGACAAAUUAGCUCAGCAUGACAAAUGGAAUUUAUCAUGCUGUUUUACCUUGGGAUGAAGAUUUGUAAUGCAUGACUGCAAUUACUACGAGUGCGAUGCUUUUGCACAGGAUAGCGCAAGCGGGGACACCACACAAACGGCAACAGUUUGGCCAUCGACUUGGUAAACCACUGGGACGAGUUUUUGAGCCGCGCUACCGUGCAGGAGGUCAUUCCGGCGUACCGGUAUUUGACCCGCGUCAUGAAAGAAGUCUUCUACCAGCCAGAAGAGCUCGCGGAAAUUGCACGCAAAGAGAAAGAGGCGCAGCAGCUCCGGCUCGGGGAAGAGGACAAGGGAAAGAAGAAAAAGAAGAAAGGCGGCAAGAAAAAGGAGUGAGUCAGGGGCACGCAUAGGCUAUAUUGCGUGCGACGCCUGACGUCGCACUUCUUACUGCCCGCAUUCAGCUAGAAAUGAACUUGAGCUCCUUUAAAUUUCCAAAUAUCCACGCUGAGUCCGAAGGGACAAAGCACCACUCUCAAACUAGAAAUGUAAGAUUGCAGUUUCCACCACUUUCAGGUACUUACCGGAGUUGUACCACAACAAGUUUGUUCCUUUCUCGUUACUGUUGUUCCUAACGAUUGCUCCCCGACGCAGCGCGAAUGUUUUCAGAGGGAAAGAUGCUUUCUCCACCUAGGUGGGCUGUAAGAAUUGAGCUACUCCAGCGCUGGGAACGAACAAUGAAUCAUAAAGGAAGCGGCGCUGGAGCGCAUCAUAAAGGAAGCCGACGCCGCACCAGCGGCAAGCCUCACGUGCACCAUCAGAAGUGCAGCAUUGGCCACCUUUUGCGGUGUCUCACCAUCAGAAGUGCGAGCUGCGAAGGGUGGGGCGCGCCAUCUUCAAGUCAAGUACCACUGAACAAAUGUAUCAAUCCAUUGCAGAACCUCUUGUACUAACGCCACGUACUGCGAUGCCAUGCAGCAUUAGCACGGAAUAUGAUUGAACUAUGUAUACUAUGUGCUCGCAACAUGUGUUCCUUGAUAUGGAUGUCGAAAGUGCACAAACACAAAACUGCGGAAUGAGCAGUAGUUACUCUUCCAGAUGGGAAUGGGAUGGUGUCGCCUCGUGGUGAUGCGGAUUUCAGCACAAAAAAGACGGUGCACUCGAUCCAUCGCGAUUGCGAUUCGCCACUUCUUUUAGGAGGCCACAGCCUGUGUGGCGGGAAGUCGCGACUACAUUGUGAUUUCUUUUUUUCGAAUGCCGGCAU
Amoebophrya sp. A120 is the source of this 7438-nucleotide messenger RNA. The record is from the annotation of a GenBank genome assembly. Lineage: Eukaryota; Dinophyceae; Syndiniales; Amoebophryaceae.